AUGAGCAAAGCUGCCAGUUCAACAAGUGGCUGUUUGGAUAUUUUAAAUGUCAAAUCCAGUCGGAUUCUGGAUAUCCCGUGUAAAGUGUGUGGAGACCGAAGUUCAGGGAAACACUACGGAGUUUACGCAUGUGAUGGAUGCUCCGGAUUCUUUAAAAGGAGCAUAAGGAGAAACAGAACAUACGUCUGCAAAUCCGGCACUCAGGGAGGCUGCCCGGUGGAUAAGACGCACAGGAACCAGUGUCGCGCGUGUCGCUUAAAGAGAUGCCUGGAAGUGAACAUGAAUAAAGACGCCGUGCAGCAUGAGAGAGGCCCGAGGACGUCGACCAUCCGCAAGCAAGUGGCGCUUUACUUUCGGGGCCACAAGGAAGUGAACGGAUCUUCGUCACACUUUCCCAACACGUCCAUCCCGGGGCUGCACUUCUUCACCACAGUCACUCAACUCGAGACUCAUAGUCUGGAAUUAAACACGCUACCGAGCACACCGGAGCGCCAGGGCAUGGUGGGGCUCGCACAACCCACUCCUAAAUAUCCACAUGAAGUCAAUGGCACACCCAUGUAUCUGUACGAAGUGGCCACGGAGUCUGUGUGCGAAUCAGCCGCACGCCUCCUGUUUAUGAGCAUCAAAUGGGCCAAGAGCGUUCCCGCUUUCUCCACACUCCCUUUACAAGAUCAGUUGAUCCUGUUAGAAGAUGCCUGGAGAGAGCUGUUUGUUCUGGGUGUAGCACAGUGGUCCAUUCCAGUGGACUCAAACACUCUGCUUGCUGUUUCAGGGAUGACCACAGAAAACACGGACUCCCAGAGGUUAAACAAGGUGGUCUCAGAGAUCCAGGCUCUGCAGGAAGUGGUGACGCGUUUCCGGCAGCUGCGACUGGAUGCGACGGAAUUUGCAUGCCUCAAGUGCAUUGUUACCUUUAAAGCUGUUCCAACGCACAGCGGUGCCGAACUGAGGAGUUUUCGAAAUGCCAGCGGAAUUGCGGCGCUCCAGGACGAAGCACAGCUCACGCUCAACAGCUACAUCCACACCAGGUACCCAACUCAGCCAUGCCGCUUCGGGAAGCUGCUGCUGCUUUUGCCCGCGCUGCGUUCAGUCAGUGCGUCGACAAUCGAAGAAGUGUUCUUCAGGAAGACGAUCGGAAACGUGCCCAUCACGCGGCUUCUCUCUGACAUGUACAAAUCAAGCGACAUUUAAGCUCUUUCUCUUCCAACUAAGAGGACUCUGCAAAAGUGACAAUGUAGAAGCACAGAAACGACGUACUGUACCAAAAGGAACGGCUUUAAGGAAAACAUCUGGAAACAUCAUCUACAGCAGACAGCGUUAAAAAAGGAAACGCUGGAGAAACUCUAUGCUGUAAAGACUGGUGGCUGAACUGAAGUUCUGUUCAGUGUUGAGAAAAAAAUGUUACACUGUGGACUACAGGAUACUUUGUGACUAAUUUCCAAUCUAAUCUUUUCCAAUCUACUUAUUGAGAUAACCUUCUUGAUUGA
Tachysurus vachellii is the source of this 1487-nucleotide messenger RNA. RefSeq names its product nuclear receptor subfamily 2, group E, member 1 (gene nr2e1). Gene Ontology annotation, biological process: negative regulation of transcription by RNA polymerase II; anatomical structure development; cell differentiation. The coding region runs from base 1 to 1191 and encodes 396 amino acids. NCBI's taxonomy places the organism in Eukaryota, Metazoa, Chordata, Actinopteri, Siluriformes, Bagridae. The transcript has 9 exons. Gene Ontology annotation, molecular function: RNA polymerase II cis-regulatory region sequence-specific DNA binding; zinc ion binding; nuclear receptor activity. The record is from RefSeq and is a predicted model, not a curated record.